Messenger RNA from Symbiodinium necroappetens, 815 nucleotides. The record is from the annotation of a GenBank genome assembly. NCBI's taxonomy places the organism in Eukaryota, Dinophyceae, Suessiales, Symbiodiniaceae.
GUGAAUGCAAAGAUGGCGUGGAAGUCGGCGGCAAAAUUAGCGAAGCCCCGGAGUCGAAGAAAACUGUAUCGUGCAAUGCAUCGCGCAAGCAAAGCCAUCGUGAGAGGGAGAGGGAUCAAGGCGGAAAGCUUCCCAAGUGUUUCUGCAUUUCAGCCCUGAGAGCAUGGCUUGCUGGUCGUGCACCGCCCCUCGGAUCCAUCAAUGAUCUGACCUUCUUUCAGAUAGGGCCCACAAACACGGUGACGCCGCUCAAGCAGCUGAAGGGUCAGCUGGACGAUGUCAUUGAGGUCCAGAUGAAGCGAUAUCUGCAGGAUCGUUGCAUCGACGGGAAGUCAGGGCUACGCCGGCUUUUGGAAAGCUUUGUCAUUAUGGCCAGCCUUCUGAUAGCAGUGCCCUUCUGCAGCUUCCUUGCUUGCACCGUCAUCCCAUUAUCAUCCCCUGAGAGGGGGUUUUGGGGCAACUGGACUUUCAACCUUCUAGCCCAUCCAGUCCUCAACUAUGUCAUUGCCCGAGGGCAGAUUGAGGUCAUCACUCGCGCCUUCACCCACCAGGAACGAGCCCGGAUCCGUUGGAUCGUUCGACUUGCACCACUUGUCGACCCACCUCUGUGCCUGCUGGCCCACCUCAUCUUCGCCUUUGCGGGAAUGUACCCUAUUCCAGCGGCUCCGAUUCUUUCCUGUAUUCCUGCCCUCUUCGGCUCGAUAUAUGUCUACUGGUGGAUGGUUCCGAAGGACUUCAAGACGCCGGGAGCCCGGCCUCUCAGCUUUAACGUAGACCUCUGUAAUCGUCGUGGUUCUCUAUCACUGGCACACUAA